Messenger RNA from Diplodia corticola, 969 nucleotides. RefSeq lists its product as uncharacterized. Lineage: Eukaryota; Fungi; Ascomycota; Dothideomycetes; Botryosphaeriales; Botryosphaeriaceae. The record is from RefSeq and is a predicted model, not a curated record. Bases 1 to 969 code for a protein of 322 amino acids. The transcript has 3 exons.
AUGGCCAAAAUCAUCGCAGUCACUGGCGCCACAGGCACACAGGGCGGGUCUGUUGCUCGCGUUCUCUUGGAGAGCGGCAACUGGAAAGUCCGAGCAAUCACGCGCAAUCCGAAUGGGAACGCUGCCAAAGCCCUCGCCGCUCAGGGAGCUGAAGUCGUUGCUGCGGACUUCAAUGAUGAGGCUUCGUUGGUGAAAGCUUUCGAGGGUGUGCACGCCAUUUAUGCGAUGACCAACUUCUGGGAGCCUCUAUUCACCGGGAAAUCGCAAGUCGAGUCGGGAAUCAUUGAAGAGCAGCAGGCGUUGCUUCUGGUGAAGGCCGCAUCUCGCACGAAGACGCUGGAGCAUUACAUCUGGAGCUCCAUCCCAUCUUCGACCGACUUGACUGGCGGCAAAUGCGCCGUCCCGCACAUGGAUUACAAAGCGAAGGUUGAUCAACGCAUCCGUGACGACUUCCCUGAUCUGGCCGCGAAGACUACGUUUUUUUACGUCGGCUUCUACUCGUCGAACCUGGCCUUCUUCCCCAACACCAAGCUGUUUGAAGUUCCGGGAAGCGGCAAGUACGUCCUCGCCCUUCCGACGAAGCCAUACGCUACCAUUCCCGUCACUGGCCAUGGGUCCGUGACGGUGGGCGUGUGGGCGCGCCAGGUGCUCGCAAACCCCGAGAAGACACUGGGCAAAUAUGUCAGCGUGCAUACCGAGGUCAUAUCCUUCGAGCAGAUGGUCCAGGCCUGGAGCGAGGUCACCGGGAAGCCUGCCGUGUUUGCCGAAAUCACGCCCGAAGGAUACGAACAGCUUUGGGGAAUCGCUGGGCGCGAGAUGGCCGCUCAGAUGAAGUUUGGAGAACUCGUCACUGACUGGCAUGCCCACCUGGGCAAAUCGCUCGUGAGCAAGGAGGAAUUGGGCAUCUCCCCGGAGGAAGCGAAGGGCUUCAAAUAUGCUAUGGAGCAGCUCAAAGCCCAUCUGAUCUGA